AUGUUAGAAUAUCAGAAGGGACUAGAUAGGUGUGAAAGCAACAUCGUUAUUGUUCCACCUUCUAUUUAACAGGUCAAAGGGGAGUAUGACAUAUUGUGUUAAAAUAUUCAGUUAAUUUAGACUGUGAGGAGAAGUUCCUGAGGAGACUACAAUGAAGGGACAUAUUCUCACUGUUACCUCGCUGUACUUCGGCUGGGGGCGGCCGACCUGCUCCUGGUGCAUUAAUAGAGACAUUCCCAACUUAACAACUCACUUAAAUUCCAUAACUGGUAUCUUGUAUGAUCUUAUGUUACCAUAGCCCAGUGUUUCUUAAUAUAAGUGCACAGAAUUAGUCUUCAAAAGUCUUAGGGGAGCUUGUGCAAUAUUGCCAUAUUGCUUACUUUUGCCAGGGCAACAACAAAACAGUUGGGGUAGAAACAGGCUCACUAGUUCCUCACACACAGUAACGACCUGUCACACCCUGGCUCUGGGACUCAUUAUGUUGAGCCAGGGUGUGUUCAUUCUAUGUGUUCUGUUUCUAUGUUGGGUGUUCUAGUUCGUCAUUUUCUAUGUUUGACUGAGUGACUCCCAAUCAGAGGCAACGAGUGUCAGCUGUUUGCUGGUUGUCUCUGAUUGGGAGCCAUAUUUAAACUGUAUGUUUUCCCUUGGGUGUUGUGGGUUUUUGUUCCGUGUCGGUAUUUGUUUACCGUGGACUUCACGAGUCGUGUUUUGUUUGGUAUACUUUACUAAUUAAAGUCAUGUUUGUUUCACACGCUGCGCCUUGGUCUACUCACUCCUCUAACGAUCGUGACACGACCACACACUUCACCACAUCUGUACAGGUUGUGUUUCCAUGGCAGCAGAUGAUGUCAAGCGCCCUUGGGCUUCUGACUGGCCGGGCUCUCUAGUAUCACAGAAGAACUCUGCAACAAACAUCUGUGAGAAAAGAACGUUGAACAAUCUGCUGUUUUAGAACUUUGCUUGCAAAGAAUGAAGCUGUAGGCCUGUAGCAUCCAGGAUCUUCUCUGGAAAUAUAACAUAUUCACUGUUCUGAAGUCUCUUUGUUGAGUCACAUCCUUGUUCUUCAAGGAAGUGCAUGUUGAUGGGCAUGGAGAUCGUGGGCAUCACUAUGGGAGUAAUGGGAUGGAUUGUCUCCAUAGUGGCCUGUGCUUUGUUUACAUCGGGAUUGAUGGACUUUCCACAGUACAGAGAGGUCAGACUAACUCAGAUCAUCACCUACUUCUCCAUUAUUCUAGGGUUGCUAGGGAUGAUACUCUCCAUCUCAGCUACAGUGCACCAACUGUACCCAGAGAAAUAUGAAUAUGUCUAAAGUUGAAGUGAUUAUCUUUGGCGGAAUAUUCUUCAUCCUGGCUGGUCUCAUCCACCUGAUCUUGAUCUUCUUGGUUGCCCUUGACUUGACACCAAACUCGGACCAUGAGAACUUCCUGCGGAGUAAUAACCUGAUGUUCUCAGCUGAAUUUAAUAGGUGGGCCUCUUCACUGCUUCUGAUAGGAGGGACCAUAGUCUGCUGCUGCUUCAUGAGAAAAGCCUGAGUUGACAACUGUCUCUGAUUCCCUAAAUCGUGUCUUACACGACCUUAAUUUAUCUGAGCCAUUCUACCACUCUAAGCAAUAGGUUGUAAGCAAUACAUACAGUAUAGUUGGAAGCAAUAUGAUUAUUGAUAAUGGCUACACUUUAAAUGUUAGUCUUCAAUGCAGACUUUGAUCAGUUGAAUCAGGUGUGUUAUUGCCUGGCUGGAACAAAAGCCUGCACCCACACGGGCACUUUCAGGGACUGAUAAUGUUCUUUGAAUCAGUAAUCCUUACUAAAAAUGGCCACAUAAAAAAUAUUGCCAUGUGUUGAAUCAGUGAUGCACAGAAUAGACUCACAGUUACCACUUCCUUUUAAAACCACUUGAGAGGGAGAUGUAAGCAUGCUGUCUAAGGGCUGGGGUUGAAGUGGGAUGUUUCUAUAGGUGGUGGAAAUACCACCAAAUUAAACUACUUUUCUAUUAUUAUUUACAAUAAAAUGCAACUCUUUUUAAAUUGCAACUCUUGUGCUGUCUCCUGACUUCAUUUGGUGGCACCUCGUGCUUCUUCCUACCCCAGGGUUGUUUCUGGACUGGGCCAAGGUCUUAUCAUGGUCUAGGUAGUACGUACGUGGUCUGAGUUCUUAACCAGAUGUUAGUGGGUCAAAUAUAAGAUUCCAUCAUCGCCAAUGUAAGCUAUGGUGGACUUAGCGAUUUGGGAGCCCAUUUCAAAAUGCCUUUGAGGAGACCCCCUACCCGCCAAAACGGACAUUCCACUGUAAAUGAACCGCUAUAAUUAUUCAUUUGCGUUAAGUUUUUAUUUUAUUUCAGGCAAUUAUGAAAUGUAAAUGCCCUUUAAAGCUGUGGCUAACACAUUUGGGUAAAAACAACUGUCAGAAUCAGUCGGUAAGGGCCCCAUGACAGCUGCGUGCAAGUUACUUGUUGUUUUCACACCCAUCACUUCCUGUCUGUUUCUGUCCUACCAACCCUAGGCCAAGUUUACACCUGACAUCUCUUAUCGAACGCAGACACCAGCCUGACCUAUUUACCAUAAGCGCUCAACUUUACGUCUGCUUCAUUAAUUUCUAACUAUGGUUUCAUGUAAAAGGGCAAAAUAAAUUGGUCUAUCUGUUCAUAUCAACUGAUUUAGAUUUAAACCUAACUGUGUUUUCCCCAUUUGGUCACAGCUGCAGACGUAAUUAUGACUUCUUCCUAAUAUUUGAUAGUAAUUCUGAAGUUGAGUUGAUAUCACCAGGCUCCCCAUUUCUACCUAGUUCCUCAUUGGUGUCUGUGUCUGAGUAGUGAGGAACUACAAGGACAUAGUUUUGAUCUGGUUCUGUUCGUAAAGUCAUUUUCAGUAGAAAUGAAAAAGUCAGGGAUGAACGGCAUACAGUGUUGUAUUUUUGUUUACAGCUCCUUUAUUGCAGUAGGGUCACCCAGGGAUCUUAUGAAAUAUAUUGUGUUGGUGUGUGUUGGGUCUCAUAUUCCUCAGCAGGAUCCAAGAGGUUUAAGGAAAUGUAUUUGGAUAUACACUGACUCUCUGUUUUGAUCUGCCCUUUACAGAUCUCCCCAUAGAGUGUAAACAACUUGUCUAUUUCUACUGACCUUCUGUGUGUGUAGACAGACAGACAGACAGACAGACAGACAGACAGACAGACAGACAGACAGACAGACAGAGAAAGGCAGUGUAUAGCCAACAUACAUCUCCCUGAACUCAGCCAUUUCUUUAUGAAGAAUAUGAACUGUUCUACUCUUCUGGAUUUUUGGGGGGUUCGUAUCAUUUGAUUUACACAACAUGCCUACCACUUUGAAGAUGCAAAAUAUUUCAUUGUGAAACAAAGAAGAAAUAAAACUUGAGCGUGCAUAACUAUUCACCCCCCCCCCCCCCAAAGUCAAUACGUUGUAGAGCCACCUUUUGCAGCAAUUACAGCUGCAAGUCUCUUGGGGUAUGUCUCUAUACACUUGGCACAUCUAGCCACUGGGAUUUUUGCCCAUUCUUCAAGGCAAAACUGCUCCAGGUCUUUUCAAAUUGGAUGGGUUCCGCUGGUGUACGGCAAUCUUUAAGUAAUUCCACAUAUUCUCAAUUGGAUUGAGGUCUGGGCUUUGACUAGGCCGUUCCAAGACAUUUAAAUGUUUCCCCUUAAACCACUCCCCUUAAACCACCCCUUAACUCAGUAUGCUUAGGGUCAUUGUCCUGCUGGAAGGUGAACCUUUAACCCAGUUUCAAAUCUCUGGAAGACUGAAACAGGUUUCCAUCAAGAAUUUCGCUGUAUUUAGCGCCAUCCAUCAUUCCUUCAAUACUGACCAGUUUCCCAGUCCCUGCCGAUGAAGAACAUGGUGUUCUUCGGGUGAUGAGAGGUGUUGGGUUUUUCCAGACAUAGUGUUUUCCUUGAUGGCCAAAAAGCUCAAUUUCAAAUCAAAUCAAAUCAAAUUGUAUUUGCCACAUGCGCCGAAUACAACAGGUGUAGACAUUACAUAAAAUGCUUACUUACAAGCCCUUAACCAACAAUGCAAAGUAAAACAAAUAAAAAAAGUGUUAAGCAAAAAAAAAUAAUCUGCAAAUAACUAAAGAGCAACAGUAAAAUAAAAUAACAGUAGGGAGGCUAUAUACAGGGGUGUACCGGUGCAGAGUCAAUGUGCAGGGGCACCGGCUAGUCGAGGUAAUUGAGGUAAUAUGUACAUGUGGGUAGAGUUAAAGUGACUAUGCAUAAAAAAUAAACAGAGUAGCAGCAGAGUAAAAAAGGGGGACGGGGUGGGGUCGGGGGGGCAGUGUAAAUUGUCCGGGUAGCCAUUAUUAGCUGUUCAGGAGUCUUAUGGCUUGGGGGUAGAAGCUGUUGAGAAGCUUUUUGGACCUAGACUUGGUGCUCCGGUACCGCUUGCCGUGUGGUAGCAGAGAGAACAGUCUAUGACUAGGGUGGCUGGAGUCUUUGACAAUUUUUAGGGCCUUCCUCUGACACCGCCUGGUAUAGAGGUCCUGGAUGGCAGGAAGCUUGGCCCCAGUGAUGAACUGGGCCGUACGCACUACCCUCUGUAGUGCCUUGCGGCCGGAGGCCGAGCAGUUACCAUACCAGGCGGUUAUGCAACCAGUCAGGAUGCUCUUGAUGGUGCAGCUGUAGAACUUCUUGAGGAUCUGAGGACCCAUGCCAAAUGUUUUCAGUCUCCUGAGGGGGAAUAGGCUUUGUCGUGCCCCUCUUCACGACUGUAUUUUAUCUCUGAGGGAAGGGUCCUUUAUCCUUAUUAUACAACAAAGAUGAUAUGAAACCCAGGCUGUGUCUGUCUUGUUAGACCAUUAUACAGUGCAUUUGUAUUCAAACCCCUUGACUUUUUCCACAUUUUGUUACGUUACAGCCUUUUUCUAAAAUUGAUUAAAUCGGUUUUUUUCCCAUCAUCAAUCUACACACAAUACCCCAUAAUGAAAAAGCAAAAAAACAGGUUUUUAGAAAUUGUAGCAAAUUGUUUAAAAAUAAAAAACGGAAAUAUAACAUUUUCAUAAGUAUCCAGAAUCUUUACUCAGUACUUUGUUGAACCACCUUUGGCAUCGAUUACAGCAUUGAGUCUUCUUGGGUAUGAAGCUACAUGCUUGGCACACCUGUAUUCAAAAAAAAAAUAAUGUAUGCACGCAUGACUGUAAGUCGCUUUGGAUAAAAGCGUCUGCUAAAUGGCAUAUUAUAUUAUAUUAUAUUAUAUAUUAUAUUAUAUUAUUAUAUUAUAUAUUAUUAUAUUUAUUCUGGGAGUUUCUCCCAUUUUUCUCUGCAGAUCCUCUCAAGCUCUGUCAGGUUGGAUGGGGAGCGUUGCUGCACAGCUAUUUUCAGGACUCUCCAGAGAUGUUCGACCGGGUUCAAGUCAGGGCUCUGGCUGGGCCACUCAGGGACAUUCAGAGACUUGUCCUGAAGCCACUCCUGCGUUGUCUUGGAUGUGUGUUUAGGGUCGUUGUCCUGUUGGAAGGUGAACCUUCGCCCCAGUCUGAGGUCCUGAGCGCUCUGAAGCAGGUUUUAAUCAAGGAUCUCGCUGUACUUUGCUCCAUUCAUCUUACACUCGAUCCUGACUAGUCUCCCAGUCCCUGCCACUGAAAAAUAUCCCCACAGCAUGAUGUUGCCACCACCAUUCUUCAUUCAGGCCAAAGAGUUCAAUCUUGGUUUCAUCAGACCAGAGAAUCUUGUUUCUCAAGGUCUGAGAGUCUUUAGGUGCCUUUUGUCAAACUGUAAUGUGCAUUUUACUGAGGAGUGACUUCCAUCUGGCCACUCUACCGUAAAGGCCUGAUUGGUGGAGUGCUAGAAAGAUGGUUGUCCUUCUAAAAGGUUCUCCCAUCUCCACAGAGGAACUCUGGAGCUCUGUCAAAGUGACCAUCGGGUUCUUGGUCACCUCACUGACCAAGGCCCUUCUCCCCUAUUGCUCAGUUUGGCCGGGCAGCCAACUCUAGGAAGAGUCUUGGUGGUUCCAAACUUAUUCCAUUUAAGAAUGAUGGAGGCCACUGUGUUCUUGGGGAUCUUCAACGAUGCAAACAAUUUUUGGUACCCUUCCCCAGAUCUGUGCCUCGACACAAUCCUGUCUCGGAGCUCUAAGGACAAUUCCUUCGACCUCAUGGCUUGUGUUUUGCUCUGACAUGCACUGUCAGCUGUGGGACCUUAUAUAGACAGGUGUGUGCCUUUCCAAAUCAUGUUGAAUCAAUUGAAAUUACCACAGGUGGACUCCAAUCAAGUUGUAGAAACAUCUCAAGGAUUAUCAAUGGAAACAGGAUGCACCUGACCUCAAUUUGGAGUCUCGUAGCAAGGGGUCUGAAUACUUAUGUAAAUAAGGUAUGUUUUUUUGUUUGUUUUUUACACAUUUGCAAAAAUCUCAAAAUAAUUGUUUUUGCUUUGUCAUUAUGGGGUAUUGUGUGUAGAUUGAUGAGGGAAAAAAACAAUUUAAUCAAUUUUAGAACAAGUUUGUAACGUUAAAAAAAUGUGGAAAAUGACAAGGGGUCUGAAAACUUUCUGAAUGCACUGUAAAUGGCCAAGUGGGUAACAGCAAGGCCAAGGUCUUUAGUGAUGUCUCAGCACUGACCGACUGACCAUUAGCUGUCUGUCAACGACACUGGGAUUUACACAGAACAACAUGAACUGCUUUAGUGCCACUGCACCAGUUGUAUAACGCUCAUAGACACUUAGCCUACCUACCUGUCUCUUUCUGACCUGUGUUCAAUACUCACCUACCUGUCUCUAUCUGACCUGUAUUCAAAACUCACCUACCUGUCUCUAUUUUACCUGUGUUCUAUACUCACCUACCUGUCUCUAUCUUACCUGUGUUCAAUACUCACCUACCUGUCUCUUUCUGACCUGUGUUCAAUACUCACCUACCUGUCUCUAUCUGACCUGUGUUCAAAACUCACCUACCUGUCUCUUUCUUACCUGUGUUCAAUACUCACCUACCUGUCUCUAUCUUACCUGUGUUCAAUACUCACCUACCUGUCUCUUUCUGACCUGUGUUCAAUACUCACCUACCUGUCUCUGUCUUACAUGUGUUCAAUACUCACCUACCUGUCUCUUUCUUACCUGUAUUCAAUACUCACCUACCUGUCUCUUUCUGACCUGUGUUCAAUACUCACCUACCUGUCUCUAUCUGACCUGUGUUCAAAACUCACCUACCUGUCUCUUUCUUACCUGUGUUCAAUACUCACCUACCUGUCUCUAUCUUACCUGUGUUCAAUACUCACCUACCUGUCUCUUUCUGACCUGUGUUCAAUACUCACCUACCUGUCUCUGUCUUACAUGUGUUCAAUACUCACCUACCUGUCUCUUUCUUACCUGUAUUCAAUACUCACCUACCUGUCUCUGUCUUACCUGUGUUCAAUACUCACAUACCUGUCUCUUUCUUACCUGUACUCAAUACUCACCUACCUGUCUCUAUCUUACCUGUUUUCAAUACUCACCUACCUGUCUCUAUCUUACCUGUUUUCAAUACUCACCUACCUGUCUCUUUUUACCUGUGUUCAUUACUCACCUACCUGUCUCUAUCUUACCUGUGUUCAAAACUCACCUACCUGUCUCUUUCUUACCUGUGUUCUAUACUCACCUACCUGUCUCUUUCUUACCUGUGUUCAAUACUCACCUACCUGUCUCUAUCUUACCUGUGUGCAACAAUAAUGGUGUUCAUAAACUCCUGUGAGAUUUAUAGAGACAUCAACACAGAGGAGAAAAAGCCCAUCCAACGCUAAGUGAUGUCACUGUUCUAGAACCACCCAGAGCUGUAGUAUGCAUACCAAGUAGAUAUCUGGUAGUUCAGAGGGUCACUGUUCUAGAACCACCCAGAGCUGUAGUAUGCAUACCAAGUAGAUAUCUGGUAGUUCAGAGGGUCACUCUUCUAGAACCACCCAGAGCUGUAGUAUGCAUACCAAGUAGAUAUCUGGUAGUUCAGAGGGUCACUCUUCUAGAACCACCCAGAGCUGUAGUAUGCAUACCAAGUAGAUAUCUGGUAGUUCAGAGGGUCACUCUUCUAGAACCACCCAGAGCUGUAGUAUGCAUACCAAGUAGAUAUCUGGUAGUUCAGAGGGUCACUCUUCUAGAACCACCCAGAGCUGUAGUAUGCAUACCAAGUAGAUAUCUGGUGGUUCAGAGGGUCACUCUUCUAGAACCACCCAGAGCUGUAGUAUGCAUACCAAGUAGAUAUCUGGUAGUUCAGAGGGUCACUCUUCUAGAACCACCCAGAGCUGUAGUAUGCAUACCAAGUAGAUAUCUGGUAGUUCAGAGGGUCACUCUUCUAGAACCACCCAGAGCUGUAGUAUGCAUACCAAGUAGAUAUCUGGUAGUUCAGAGGGUCACUCUUCUAGAACCACCCAGAGCUGUAGUAUGCAUACCAAGUAGAUAUCUGGUGGUUCAGAGGGUCACUCUUCUAUAACCACCCAGAGCUGUAGUAUGCAUACCAAGUAGAUAUCUGGUGGUUCAGAGGGUCACUCUUCUAGAACCACCCAGAGCUGUAGUAUGCAUACCAAGUAGAUAUCUGGUGGUUCAGAGGGUCACUCUUCUAGAACCACCCAGAGCUGUAGUAUGCAUACCAAGUAGAUAUCUGGUAGUUCAGAGGGUCACUCUUCUAGAACCACCCAGAGCUGUAGUAUAUUUGUUUUGCUCUCCUUGUUGGGAUCAAACAAUUGAUUCCCGUUCAAAAUCAUUUUUCCCCUAAACCCUAACCCUUAACCUAACCCUAACCUUAUCUCCCCCACCAACUUCCCACUUGCUGACUGCUAGCUCUAAGUGCACUCCUCUGAACAACACUCUGUCUGUCUUCCAUGCCUGGUAUUACAACAGACUGGACAUGUGUGGUCUAUAGAGUGGAUUUGAGAUACAGUUUUGCCAAUAGGCUCCUGCUGAAAAUUCUGCCUUCAUAAGGAAAAACAUGAAGACUGAUUGGGUUAUGGUGGUUGGCUUGAAAGAAAAUACAGACACCCGAUUAGUUGAUGCUUGGCAGUGAGUUCUUUGAAUAUGAUCAAGGCUGGAAAAUAGGACACCCCCCCUUCUGCUUAAGUUACCUCCCGUUCACAGAUCUGAUAGGAAUGGAUAGGUGAAAGCAAUAUGGCAGAAUCGAGGUGGGGUUGUCCAUCAAUCACACUCCAGGCACAUCAUGUAGAUCUGAGAUGCAAAAAGUAGCUUCACCUUGCCAUCUCAUACAGGCAUGGAAUUACACGCACACAGUACUCUCUCUCUCUCUCUCUCUCUCUCUCUCUCUCUCUCUCUCUCUCUCUCUCUCUCUCUCUCUCUCUCUCUCUCUCUCUCUCUCACCUAAUAUCUUUAAACCAACCCCUGCAGUGGUUUCAUUCACCAGUCAGGUGUCUAGAGUCCUGGCAGGCUGUGAAGCAACCCCUAACCUCAGACAUGCAUGUGCUAGUAUAUGACUAAGUAAGUACUGGUGCUGUUUGAAUCAUUUCAUCUGGGCAGUUUAUAAAUGUGAAUAAACGUAUAAACCAUACACCUGUAGGCCAAUGACCAGGUCAGACUGGUUCAGCUGUACACAGGUGUUGUAGCUCCCAUUUAAGUACGAAGGCAGCAUGCAGCGCUCCAUACUCCAUUACUUUAAAAUCACUAUCUAAUUGCUGUUAUGUUUUAUUUCUGUUGCCUUCGUACUUCAAUGAAACUAGUUUUUAAAAUUGAACCAGCAACAUGAUUCAGUGUUUUUAAAAACAUUCCUAUUUGUAGUUUAAGAACAUAUAACAAAGCUACUUGUCCAUGACUGCAGACAUGUCAGGCAUUUCUAUUAACCCUUUUAUAACAACAGUGAACCGUUCUUUCUUUCUUUACAUAUCCUAGGGCUCUAUUAAAAAUCCCAAUAGUAAAUCUUAGCGAUUGCAUUGGGCAGGACAAAAAAAAGCCUUCAUUGAGGAGGUUAUGCUUGGUUUUUAAUCAAAUGAAUUGAAAAACAAGCAAUCGAUUUUUUAAAACAACAACAAUAUUUCUAAAUAGGAUGGGGUCAGAAGCAAGAUUUCAUUAAUCUCAUUUCUCUCGUUCCAUGGCAAUGUCCACUCGUAGGCCUAAAUGUCUUUAUGCAAAACAUUUACACUAAUAUACAAAAUACUAGGCUCCUGUCAAUUAUAUUCGUGGUCCUCUGUAGCUCAGCUGGUAGAGCACGGCGCUUGUAACGCCAAGGUAGUGGGUUCGAUCCCCGGGACCACCCAUACACAAAAAAAAUUUAUGCACGCAUGACUGUAAGUCGCUUUGGAUAAAAGCGUCUGCUAAAUGGCUUAUUAUUUAUUAUAUUGUUGCCUAUGUCCGAGACACAUUGUCAAACCAAUCUGCCAUUAAUAUGGCAUUAUAGGAGGACAGAAUAGUUUGGAGGAGCGGGUCUUUGGUAAUCGGACGAGGGGCGCUCUUUGAAAAUGGGGAUGGAUAGCCUACUUGAACAAGCGAAAUUAAGUAUGCGGGUAUGUGAAUUGUGAAUCAUGAAAAAGCAUGAGGGCAAAAAAACUCAAAUAUUUCAAGGCACUCUCAGCAGACCAUUUAAAACCCCUUCAUUCAUAGGCUACUUGGCUAAUGUAUGGCCAGGAUAAAAAUAUGUACCUUUGCGAAGCUGCUAAACCAGCUUUGAUUAAUUAAGGGGAGGGUAGGCUAUGCUUGGUUUUUAAUCAAAUUAAAUUAAAUGGGGGGAAACCAAUAGUUUUUUAUGUUUCUUAAUACGAGAUCAACUGGCACAAAUGGCACAUCUCUCCUUCCAUGGGCACUGUGCUGCAUUGCUGGAUAGGCUGCGCUUCUGCUCUCAUAAUCCAUGCCAUUAUCAACUGCUUUACAUGAAGACCUGCUUUUUGGUGGGACUUAAAAUGUCUUAAAGGUGGACUGCUUAUUUGUAAUCUCAUAUUCAUUAUCUCCAGCACCACACCAGUGUCUUCAUAUACAUUGAGUAUACAAAAUCUUGUAUACUCCAUACCCGUUGAAUUUAGGCUGUUUUGAGGGCAAAAGGGGGGGUGCAACUCAAUAUUAGGAAGGUGAAAACAGCAAUAAAGGAUGCGGUUAAAAAACUGUGAGGCGUACCUUUAUAAUUUAUUCUCAGAACAGGCGGUGGGUGUAAGAUUAUCUGAAAAUCUUGAGAGUUUGAAAAUAAGUCGAGUUUUUCAACCAUUUGGUUCGCAACCACAUACUACCCCACAUCCGUAUUGAUAGGAUUUAUGUUUCCAUGACAAUAUAUUUAAGUGACAUCACAGCAUUGAGCAGUUAUAGAGGUUUUCUGAGUGGCUCAGCUCUCCAAUCUUAUAGAAGACCUCAGCAACGAACUUCAGAGUUAACGAAUCUGCUGAGCAAGACGCAGUUAGGGAUAUAGCAUUUUGAUGGGCAUGGAUAUCGUGGAAAUGGUGGAGGUCGUGGGCAUUGCCCUGGGAGUCAUAGGAUUAAUACUUACCAUCGUGAUCUGUGCACUCCCCACCUGGAUAGAGGCAACCUUCAUAGCAGCUAACUUUACCACCACAAAGGUGUACUUGCGCGGCCUGUGGAUGAGUUGCGUGACCCAAAGCACGGGACAGACAGCGUGUAAUGUGCACAACUUAAGGGGGAACCCCAGUAUGGAGUAUGCCGGAGCCAUGAUCCUCACUGCCAUCAUCCUGGGAGUUCUGGGGGUCACGGUCUCCAUGGUUGGAGCCAAGUGCACCAACUGCAUCAAAGAACAAACGUCUCAGGCCAAGUUGAUAAUUAUCUCUGGAAUACUUUUCAUCCUGGCCGGAAUUCUCAUCCUCAUCCCUGUUUCCAUGGUAGCCAGAUCAAUCAUCAGUGGCUACUCCAAGUGGAUCAAAGUGAAGGUUGAGCUGGGGGCCUCGCUGUACUUCGGCUGGGGGGCGGCCGCCCUGCUCCUGAUUGGAGGUUUCAUACUGUGCAUCACUGUGGGAGUCUUUGGAUCGAUGAUGGGAAUCUGUGGAUGGGUAGUCUCCCUAGUGCCCUGUUUUAUGACUAUAUUGGGCCCCCAUGGGUAUGGUCCUGAACACUAUAGGCACAUAUGGAUGGAUAUGCUGAAGAUCACCUGCAUCUCCACCAUCCUGGGAGCUCUAGGAGUGAUGGGGUCCAUCUUUGGGACCAAGUGCUGUAACUGCAUCAAGAGUAACAGGACCAGGGUCAAGGCCAGGUUCAUCGUUGGAAUAUUCUUUAUCCUGUCUGGUAUCCUGCAGCUCACCAUUGUCUUCUUGGUCUGUUACUUGAUACAGAACAAUCCAGAAUACAGGGGGGAGUAUAUAUUAUUUCCCACUGAAUUCUGUAGAUGGUCCGCCUCCAUGCUCCUGAUAGGUGGGACCAUACUCUGCUGCAGCACCUUGAAGAGGAAGAACCCAGACUCAACAACGACUACAUCAGCCUCCCACUAAUGUCUCUGUCCAGAAGCUGUACCUUCUUGUUAUAAAAACCAUAGGGGAUCCAAGAAUUGUGAUUCUAUACGUAAUUCUAUGAUGAAAAACGGCCUCUAUCCUAUCUUUUCAAUGUUAGAAUAUCAGAAGGGACUAGAUAGGUGUGAAAGCAACAUAGUUAUUGUUCCACCUUCUCUUUAACAGGUCAAAGGGGAGUUUAUGACAUAUUGUGUUCAAAUAUUCAGUUAAUUUAGACUGUGAGGAGAAGUUCCUGAGGAGACUACAAUGAAGGGACAUAUUCUCACUGUUACCUCUCUGAUUUCCUAUAUCCGUAUUGAUACUUCUCUUUAUGUUUCUUUAAAAUGGGAUUAAUUUAAGUAGAGAAAGAAUUGAAUCAGAAGUUGAUUGUUUAACUCUGUUAAAGAUGUUCAUAAAAAAACGUAUCUGACUGCAAAGCGUUUCCUGGUUGCUGCUUUGCAUUUCCUGUUUAUGUUCACCACAUUAACCACAAGCUACAGUCAGUGACUGGGACCUUCUGACUGAAACAUAUAUCAUAGUGUAGAAUUAUAUCAAGCCAUGUCCAUGAAACUGUUAUCAUUAGUCUAUGAAGUUCUCUCACGUCACCCCCCCCUCCUCCGCACACUCCACUGGCUUCCAGUUGAAGCUCGCAUCCGCUACAAGACCAUGGUGCUUGCCUAUGGAGCAGUGAGGGGAACGGCACCUCUGUACCUUCAGGCUCUGAUCAGUCCCUACACCCAAACGAGGACAUUGCGUUCAUCCACCUCUGGCCUGCUGGCUCCCCUUCCUCUGCGGAAGCACAGCUCCCGCUCAGCCCAGUCAAAACUGUUCGCUGCUCUGGCACCCCAAUGGUGGAACAAGCUCCCUCACGACGCCAGGACAGCGGAGUCACUCACCACCUUCCGGAGACAUUUGAAACCCCACCUCUUUAAGGAAUACCUGGGAUAGGAUAAAGUAUUCCUUCUAACCCCCCCCCCCCCCCCCCCCCCCCCCCCCCCCCCAAAUUGUAAAGUGGUUAUCCCACUGGCUAUAGGGUGAACGCACCAAUUUGUGAGUCGCUCUGGCUAAGAGCGUCUGCUAAAUGACGUUAAUGUGCCCUUGGCGUCAAGGGCACUUAACCCUAAUUGCUCCUGUAAGUCGCUCUGGUUAAGAGCGUCUGCUAAAUGACUAAAAUGUAAAAAUGUAAAUGUAAAUGUAGUCUAUUGUAUAGUUCAUUUCAGUCCAUCAAUCCAACCUUACAAUUAUUUAUUACACACUCAAGGGUUUUUCAGCAUGUAGUUUCAAUCUAACUCUGAAUGUCACCAGUAUCUCCCUCAAGCAGGUCUCAACCACAUACUGCCCCACAUCUGAAUGAAUAGGUUGUUUUCAUGACAACAUAUUUAAGGGACAUCCCAGCAUCACGUAGAUGUAGUGGCCUUGUGACUAACCCAGAUCUCCAGUUACAGUAGAAUCAGAAGGUGAGAACAUGUGGAAGAUAAUGUUAUGUUGUUCUAGAACUUUGUUGGUAAAUCCUGGGGGUUUUGGGGGUCAAGGUGUACGUGGUCGGAACCAAGUGCACCAACUGCAUCAAAGAAGAAACGUCUCAGGCCAAGUGGAUAAUUAUCUCUGGAAUACUUUUCAUCCUGGCCGGAAUUCUCAUCCUCAUCCCUGUUUCCAUGGUAGCCAGAUCAAUCAUCAGUGACUCCUCCACUAGGAUCGGAGGGAAGACUGAGCUGGGGGCCUCGCUGUAGUUAGGCUGGGGCUCCCAAGUGGGUGGGCCUAUGCCCUCCCAGGCCCACCCUUGGCUGCGCCCCUGCCCAGUCAUGUGAAAUCCAUAGAUUAGGGCCUAAUUCAUGUAUUUAAAUUUACUGAUUUCCUUAUAUGAACUGUAACUCAGCUAAAUCUUUGAAAUUGUUGCAUGUUCCGUUCAUAUUUUUGUUCAGUAUAUUUCAUAAGAUCCCUGGGUGACCCUACUGCAAUAAAGGAGCUGUAAACAAAAAUACAACACUGUAUGCCGUUCAUCCCUGACUUUUUCAUUUCUACUGAAAAUGACUUUACGAACAAAACCAGAACAAAACGAUGUCCUUGUAAUUCCUCACUACUCAGACACAGACACCAAUAAGGAACUAGGUAGAAAUGGGGAGUCUGGGGAGGUGAACCCAACGUCAGAAUUACCAUCAAAUAUGAGGAAGAACUCAUAGUUAUGUCUGCAGCUGUGACCAAAUGGGGAAAAAAAAAACUGUUAGGUUUAAAUCUAAAUCAAUUGGUAUUAUUAGAUAGACCCAUUUCUGUUGCCCUUUUACAGGAAACCAUAGUUAUAAAUGAAUGAAGCAGACGUGAAGUUGAGCAUUUAUGGUAAAUAGUUCAGGCUGGUGUCUGCGUUCGAUAAGAGAUGUCAGGUGUAAACUUGGCCUCGGGUUGGCAGGACAGACACGGAGAGGAUGUGAAGCGUGUGAAAACAACAAGUAACUUGCACACAGCUGUCAUGGGGCCCUUACCGACUGAUUCUGACUGUUGUUUUUACCCAAAUGUGUUAGCCAAAGCUUUAUAGGGUGUUUAUAUUCCAUAAUUGCCUGAAAUAAAAUAAAUAAACAUAUAUGAAAGAUGUAUUUUUAAUUGUGGGACGAUGAUAAUUAUAGCAGUUAAUUUACAGUGGAAAUGUCUGUUUGGGUGGUAGGGGGUCCCAAAUCGCCCACUGGGGAGCCAGGCCCAGCCAAACAGAAUUAGUUUUUCCCCCAAAAAGGGCUUCAUUAUAGACAGAAAUACUCCUCAGCACCCCUCCCUCCCUCCUCUGCCGAUCCCGCAGCUGAAGAAGCCGGAUGUGGAGGUCCUGGGCUGGCGUGAUUACACGUGGUCUGCUGUUGUGAGGCCGGUUGGACGUACUGCCAAAUUCUCUAAAAAGAAGUUGGAGGCGGAUUAUGGUAGAGAAAUGAACAUUUAAUUAUCUGGAAACAGCUCUGGUUUACAUUCCUGCAGUCAGCAUUCCAAUUGCAUACUCCCUCAAAACUUGAGACAUAUGUGGCAUUGUGUGACAAAACUUCAUAUUUUAGAGUGGCCUUUUAUUGUCCCCAGCACAAGGUGCACCUGUGUAAUGAUCUUGCUGUUUAAUCAGCUCCUUGAUAUGCCACACCUGUCAGGUGGAUGGAUUGUCUUGGCAAAGGAAAAAUGCUCACUAACAGGGAUGUAAACAAAUGUGUGCACAGAAUUUGAGAGAAAUAAGCUUUUUGUAUGUAUGGAACAUUUCUGGGAUCUUUUAUUUCAGCUCAUGAAACAUGGGACCAACACUUUACAUGUUGUGUUUAUAUUUUUGUUCAGUGUAGUUAGUGUUGGUGUGUGUUGGGUCUUGCCUACCGCUAGGUCGUCAGUCUCAGCUGCUAGCCCCCCUCAACCUGCUAGGAGGCAGAUCACCGGGAGAGGCCCCGUCAUUUACCCAAUAAACCCAUCUGUAGUCCUUCCGUUCUCGUGGUGGGUUCAUCCAUGGUCCGAAACGUUUCAAUCCGGAAAGCUGAGACUUUCUGCUACCCUGGCGCUAGGAUCCCUGCCCUAAGUUCCAUGCUACCGCUACUUAUUAGCAAGCACUCCGCCGCUUCAACUGUCAUUGUCCAUGUUGGGUCAAAUGACAUUAAACUCCAGCAGUCAGAGAAAUUGAGAGAGGAUUUUAAAACAUUGAUAAAUACGCUGCUGGAAUCUGGGAAGCAGUGCGUUGUUUCCGGACCUUUUCCAUCCCCACGGAUAUGGUUUUUAGUCGUAUACGCCAAUUACACACCUGGCUUAAGGGAUACUGCUGCACGAUGGGAAUUCCUUUUGUGGAUAACUUUGCAGCUUUUACAGACCGACCAGGUCUAUUUCUUCGGGACAAUUUACAUCUUAACAGGUAUGGCUCCAGCAUCCUCUCCACCAACAUGUCUCUUACUCUUGCCUCAUGUAGAGCCUUUGAUACCUGACGUUGUGUAUUUUCGGGGGUUGACUUUUGGGAUUGUACGCUCCCCUAUCAGACUAUGUUCAAUGCUCCUCUCCCAGUUUCAUUAAUUAGUCCCUCAAUUGCAAAUAUGGAACAAACUUCAGCUAACAACCUUUCUGCAAUUCCUAGAUUAUUGUCCAAUCACCGUAUUGCGAAUACUACUUACAUGCAGAGAGGUAUUGUUAGUAGUAAUCUUGUCCCCAUAAAAUGGAGCUCUGUCAAUAGCUCGAAAAUGGUUUAUUGCUCAUUCAGUGCAGCUUCAGGUGCUACCUUGGAUACUCCAUCUGAUAUGAAUUCCCUUAGCAAUGGCAUUGGAAUAAUUCAUUUGAAUGCUAGAAGCCUGAUCCAAAAGUUGGACUUUAUUGAAAUGUUGGUCUCACAAUCAAAUGUUGACUUACUGAUUGAUUGAUUAAAUGUUUCUGUGUCCAUAUCAACCUCUUUCCCAAAACAAUAUGAAUGUCUAGUUUUAAAUGUGGUACUUGGUAAUAAUGCUCAUUUAACUCUAGCAGGGGUAUAUCACCCCCCCCCCCCCCCCCCCCCCCCCCCCCCUCAGCUCCUCCUCGUACUCUAUGCAAAUUAUCUGAUAUACUGUCUAAUUAUGCAAACUCUGAAUUACUGAUUUUGGGAGAUUUUAACCUGGAUUGGCUUUCACCAGUAUCCGAUAAAUUAAAAGAUAUUUGUACUGAGCUAAAUCUAACUCAGCUGAUAACUAAACCAACCCGUCCCAACUUUAAGAAUCCAGUAAAAUCUACUCUACUAGACAUUAUUCUAACAAAUACCCCCCAUAAAUACACAGCCAGUGGGGUUUUUUCAAAUGAUAUCAGUGACCACUGCUCUAUUGCUUGUAUUAGAGAUACCAGGCUGAAACACUCUGAUCCCUGUAUAAUCUCUAAGAGAAAUUAUAAACAUUUCUCACAGCAAGCUUUUAUCCUUGACUUAUAUCACUCUGAGCUUUUAUCCACUUGCUGCUUUCUGGACCCGGUUUUAGCUCUUGCUUUUUUCUCUUCUAUUGUUACCUCUAUGUCUGAUAAACACGCCCGCUUAAGAAGCACAGAGUAAGAAACCGAACCAGUUCUUGGUUCUCUCCUGAAUUGUCAGGUAUUUUUCUGCAAAAGAAUCGGGCCUGGGCCUUGGCGAGGAAAACAGGUACUCCAGCUGAUUGGCUGUUUUUUAGGCAAUUGAGAAAUAAAUGUACUGCAGCUGUCAAAAAGGCAAAAUCAAAUUACUUCCUUAAUGCUAUGACAGAUUCUGCAGGAGAUCCUGCAAAAGUCUGGAAAACCGUUAAUUCACUGAAACGGGGGAAUUCUGCUGUUUCUCUUCCUAAGCAAAUUAUCUCAGACUCCUGUAUUCUAAGUGAAAAAAAUGAUAUUUGUGAUGCUUUUAAUAAGCAUUUCAUCUCUGCUGGUUUUUUAUUUGAAAAGAAAAGUGGCCAUUGUGGUACUGGCCAGUUAGUUGAUUUUUCGUCUUGCUUUUCAACCGUUACUCUGAAAAAUGGUAACCCUGUUUUUAGUUUCCAGAAAAUAACUGAAGCAGAGGUUCCAGCUGCCCUGUGCGCCAUUGAUACUAAGAAAUCCUUAGGCGCUGACAAUUUAGACCCGUACUUACUUAAGUGUGCUGCACCUAUCAUUGCUGGUUCAGUGACACACAUUUUUUAUCUAACAUUGAGCACAGGAAAUAUCCCUAAGGUGUGGAAAGCAGCUUUUGUUCUGCCAUUACAUAAGGGAGGUGACGGUAGUGAUUUGGAUAACUAUCUACCCAUCUCUAGGCUCCCUUGUCUGGCAAAGAUCCUAGAAUCUAUAGUCAACAAACAGUUACAAUCUUUUCUUUCUGUUAACAGUAUUUUUAGCACCAAUCAAUCUGAUUUUAGAUCUAAACACAGUACCACAUCGGCCACUAUGCUUAUUGUAAAUGAUAUUGCAAAUGCCUUAGAUGAUAGAAAGCACUGUGCUGCGUUGUUUGUAGAUUUGUCAAAAGCUUUUGACACUGUAGAACAUGCUAUCCUUUUGAGUAAGCUGUAGGACUGGGCACUGAUGCCUGUCGAUGGUUUUAUGACUAUCUUAAAGAUAGAACUCAGGCCGUCAUAGUGGAACGGGGUCAAGUCUGACCCCUUACAGUUACUUAAAGGGGUCCCUCAGGGUUCAAUAAUUGGCCCACUAUUGUUCUCACUUUAUAUAAACAACAUUGGUGAUGAUAUCAGAUAUUGUAAAUUCCAUUUAUAUGCAGAUGACACAGUGAUGUACUCUAUUGCUCCAACAGCGGACCAAGCUUUAAUGGAGUUGGAGUCUGAUUUUAGGAUACUACAGGGGUCUCUUUUACAGCUUAAACUUGUUUUAAACUCUAAGAAAACAAACGUCAUGUUUUUUUCUAGAUCUAAACUCUCAAUUAGAAACACUUUUGUAAUCACUAGCUUGGAUGGUACUCAAAUCAAACAGGUCUCUGCAUAUAAAUACUUAGGGGUAUGGUUAGAUGAUAGGCUUUCUUUUAAAAAACAUGUUACUGAAUUGGGAAAAAAGCUCAAAUUCAAGAUAGGGUUCCUUUACAGAAACAGGGCUUUUCUGUCCUCUGUAAAUAGAAAACAAAUUGUGCAGGCUACUUUUAUGUCAGUUUUAGAUUAUGGUGACAUUAUCUAUAUGCAUGCAUCGGCAAACACAUUAAAAUCACUGGAUGCUAUUUACCAUUGUGCACUCAGGUUUAUCACGGGUCAUAGUUACAAAACUCAUCACUGUUUCCUAUAUCAACAUGUGGGUUGGGCCUCUCUAUCUGUGAGGCGAGAGCAACAUGCUCUCUUGCAACAUGCUCUCUUGUUUUUAAAGCACUUCUUUUAAAACUGCCUCCAUAUAUAUCAUCAUUAAUUUCCACUAGAUGUACAAAAAAAAUGUAAAAAAUGUACUAAUUUUAAAACCAGAUCACUGAUGUGGAUUACAUUAGAGACUUCUGUGGUCUCCACAGUGUUGUGUAGAACUGCCUUCAGUUCCUUUGCACCUUAUUUAUGGAACAAACUGCAGAUCCAACUUAAGUUAGACACUCUGGUGUCCCUUGCCCAUUUUAAAAAAUUUUUAUGGAGGAUCAAUAUGAUGUUGUCUGUGAUUGUUUCUGUUGAAUUGUGUUUUUUGUUUUGUAUGUUUGAAAUGUUCUUGUCUGUAUGUCUAAAACUGUACAUGUCAACAUGUUUACACAGGGCACAGCCGUAAAAGAGAUCCAGGUCUCAGUCUGUUUUUCCCUGUUAAAAUAAAUAUUUUAAAAAACAUGUAAAUUAUUUUCACAUGUGAACUUCAAAACAUGUUAUUCUCCUCACAUGUGAAAUGGUGGUGUUAACAUGUGAAAUCUAAAUUUAAUGGAUGUGAAAAUAUGGUUUCACGUGAAAUUUAAGCUCAAAUGUGAAAAAUACAGAUAUUUCACAGGUGAAACUGCAAAUUUGAUAUAUAUAUAUUUUUUUGUAAGGGCAAACUGUUUAAGACUAUAUUGUCUUAUGAUGCUCCUCCCUCCCUCCCCCCUCCCUCCCCUCCUUACCCCUCCUCCCUACCUCCACCCUGAGGUGGAGGUUAUAAGUACCUGUACUCUUGGUAGUCCUCCCCCCACUUGGACUCAGACCUAGAGCAGCACACGGAGGCGACCACCCACUGUAUUCAGAUUACACUGAGAGAAAACAAAGAACCUCUACGCCACACAGAGGAAGACAAAAGACUGUCCAGUUUCACUCAGACACACAGACAAACAGAGAAACCAACGCCAACCGGAUCCAAGAUGGUGUCGACUGGGCUACAGAUGUUGGGCACGGCCCUGGGGAUCAUAGGCUGGAUCGGCACUAUCAUCGAAUGCGUCAUGCCCAUGUGGAGGGUCUCCGCCUUCAUUGACAGCAACAUCAUCACAUCUCAGACCACCUGGGAGGGACUCUGGAUGAGCUGUGUGGUCCAGAGCACGGGCCAGAUGCAGUGUAAGAUCCACAACUCCAUGCUGGCCCUGAGCUCUGACCUGCAGGCUGCCAGAGCCAUGACCAUCAUCGCCAUCCUAUCCGGCAUCAUCGGCAUCCUGCUGGCUGUAGCCGGGGGAAAGUGCACCAACUGCAUGGAGGACGAGGCGUCCAAGGCUAAAGUGGGCGUGGCGUCUGGGGUGGUGUUCAUCAUUGCAGGGGUCCUGUGUCUGAUCCCCGUCUGCUGGUCGGCCCAUAGUAUCAUCCGGGACUUCCACAACCCUUUCCUGUUAAAUGCUCAGAAGAGGGAGCUGGGGGGCGCGCUCUACGUGGGCUGGGGGGCAGCUGCCCUGCUGCUGAUUGGAGGGGGCCUGCUCUGCUGCAACUGCCCCGACAAGGACGAGGGAUCGUACACCGCCAGGUACAACAAGACCCCUCGCUCCGAGACCCGGGGCGCAGCCUCUGGAAAAGACUACGUCUGAGAAAGGAAGAGAGGGAAGAGAGGGAGAGAGAGAAGAAUGGAAGAGCAAGAAAGGGAGAGAAGAGAGCGAGGUCUGUCAUGAGAGAGCGUCUGUCUGUAGCUGAGAUCCAGCUGUGUAUAUAUGGACUCUGUAUUCUGGCACUAUGGUCACUAUAGUGCUGCUGAUUUAGGAAGGUUUGAUAAAGAGGAUAUUUGAACGUGAUGAGCAAAGAGGAGGUGUCCAUGGAAGUUAGAGUUGAAAGUGAACCACAGCUGAAGCUAGGUCUAAAAUAUAAGUGUUUGCAUAAAUGUUUUCCUAACCUGUAUAUUGUUGACCUAGACCAGUAGAAGGAACUGAAUUCCUUAAAAACAACCCUGUGCAGUCUGCAACAUUGUCCUGGGCUGGUUUGGCUGUCUCUCUCUCUCUCUGUGUGUGUGUGUGUGUGUGUGUGUGUGUGUGUGUGUGUGUGUGUGUGUGUGUGUGUGUGUGUGUGUGUGUGUGUGUGUGUGUGUGUGUGUGUGUGUGUGUGUGUGUGUGUGUGUGUGUGUGUGUGUGUGUGUGUGUGUGUGUGUGUGUACAUGUUAUUGUUAAUAUUGUCAUGUGUAUCUUUUCUUAAAGUGUAUGAGUUACAGUAGAUAGUUGUGAAACUGUAAAUAGAUAUUUUCCUAUGUAUUUGAAUUUAUGUUUUGAUGGCAUUUCAUCAACACCAUUUCAACAUGAGAAGUAUUUCAGCACUGUUUCUAUCAGGGAUAUGCAAUAACUGCAAUAACUUUCAUGCAACUAAAUAGCAACAUAUUUCUCAGGUAUUUUUCCCUGCAGUUGUACUAUCUAAAGGGGGAAUUCCUACCCUAGACAUACAGUGGGGGAAAAAAGUAUUUAGUCAGCCACCAAUUGUGCAAGUUCUCCCACUUAAAAAGAUGAGAGAGGCCUGUAAUUUUCCUCAUAGGUACACGUCAACUAUGACAGACAGAAUGAGAAAAAAAAUUCCAGAAAAUCACAUUGUAGGAUUUUUUAUGAAUUUAUUAUGGUGGAAAAUAAGUAUUUGGUCAAUAACAAAAGUUUCUCAAUACUUUGUUAUAUACCCUUUGUUGGCAAUGACACAGGUCAAACGUUUUCUGUAAGUCUUCACAAGGUUUUCACACACUGUUGCUGGUAUUUUUGGCCCAUUCCUCCAUGCAGAUCUCCUCUAGAGCAGUGAUGUUUUGGGGCUGUCGCUGGGCAACAUGGACUUUCAACUCCCUCCAAAGAUUUUCUAUGGGGUUGAGAUCUGGAGACUGGCUAGGCCACUCCAGGACCUUGAAAUGCUUCUUACGAAGCCACUCUUUCAUUGCCCGGGCGGUGUGUUUGGGAUCAUUGUCAUGCUGAAAGACACAGCCACGUUACAUCUUCAAUGCCCUUGCUGAUGGAAGGAAGUUUUCACUCAAAAUCGCACGAUACAUGGCCCCAUUCAUUCUUUCCUAUACACGGAUCAGUCGUCCUGGUCCCUUUGCAGAAAAACAGCCCCAAAGCAUGAUGUUUCCACCCCCAUGCUUCACAGUAGGUAUGGUGUUCUUUGGAUGCAACUCAGCAUUCUUUGUCCUCCAAACACGACGAGUUGAGUUUUUACCAAAAAGUUCUAUUUUGGUUUCAUCUGACCAUAUGACAUUCUCCCAAUCCUCUUCUGGAUCAUCCAAUUGCACUCUAGCAAACUUCAGAUGGGCCUGGACAUGUACUGACUUAAGCAGGGGGACACGUCUGGCACUGCAGGAUUUGAGUCCCUGGUGGCGUAGUGUGUUACUGAUGGUAGGCUUUGUUACUUUGGUCCCAGCUCUCUGCAGGUCAUUCACUAGGUCCCCCCGUGUGGUUCUGGGAUUUUUGCUCACCGUUCUUGUGAUCAUUUUGACCCCACGGGGUGAGAUCUUGCGUGGAGCCCCAGAUCGAGGGAGAUUAUCAGUGGUCUUGUAUGUCUUCCAUUUCCUAAUAAUUGCUCCCACAGUUGAUUUCUUCAAACCAAGCUGCUUAUCUAUUGCAGAUUCAGUCUUCCCAGCCUGGUGCAGGUCUACAAUUUUGUUUCUGGUGUCCUUUGACAGCUCUUUGGUCUUGGCCAUAGUGGAGUUUGGAGUGUGACUGUUUGAGGUUGUGGACAGGUGUCUUUUAUACUGAUAACAAGUUCAAACAGGUGCCAUUAAUACAGGUAAUGAGUGGAGGACAGAGGAGCCUCUUAAAGAAGAAGUUACAGGUCUGUGAGAGCCAGAAAUCUUGCUUGUUUGUAGGUGACCAAAUACUUAUUUUCCACCAUAAUUUGCAAAUAAAUUCAUUAAAAAUCCUACAAUGUGAUUUUCAGGAAAAAAAAUCUCAAUUGGUCUGUCAUAGUUGACGUGUACCUAUGAUGAAAAUUACAGGCCUCUCUCAUCUUUUUAAGUGGGAGAACUUGCACAAUUGGUGGCUGACUAAAUACUUUUUUCCCCCACUGUAGACUGUUCUCUCUGCUACCGCACGGCAAGCGGUACCGGAGCGCCAAGUCUAGUUCCAAAAGGAUUCUUAACAGCUUCUACCCCCGAGCCAUAAGACUGCUGAACAGCUGAUCAGAUGGCCAGCCGGACUAUUUGCAUUGACCCCAUUCCUUUUUUUACGCUGCUGCUAUUCGCUGCUAUUAUCUAUGCAUAGUCACUUCACCCCUACCUACAUGUACAUAUUACCUUGACUAACCUGUACCCCCGCACAUUGACUCAGUACCGGUACCAGUAGCCUCGGUACCCCCUGUAUAUAGCCCCGGUACAACCUGUAUAUAGCCUCGGUACAACCUGUAUAUAGCCUCAUUCUUGUUAUUUUAUUGUUGCUCUUUUCUCUUUUUUUCAAACUUUAGUUUAUUUAGUAAAUAAUCAAAUGGCUACCCAGACUAGUAAAUAUUUUCUUAACUCUUAUUUUUCUUAAAACUGCAUUGUUGGUUAAGGGCUUGUAAGUAAGCAUUUUACGGUAAGGUGUAAUCGGCGCAUGUGACAAAUACAAUUUGAUUUGAUUUGAGUUAAACACGUGUAAAUGGAACGUCCCACUGGGCACAGACAUCAGUUCAACAUCUAGUUUUGAUUUACAUUCGGCUGAGUUGUCAACUAACAUGAAUUCAAUGUGAAAUCAACAAAAACAACACCAUGUCAUUGGAUUUAGGUUCAAAGUUGGGUUCAAAAACAUGAAAUGCCCUUAUGUUGAUGACUUUUUCCAAAUCCAAUCAGUUUUCCACGUUGAUUCAAUGUUUGGUUGAAAUGACGUGGAAACAACAUUGAUUCAACCAGUUUUUGCCCAGUGGGGUAAUUACAAUCUCAUGCACUUUUCUCUCUACACGUAUUCUGACCUUGAAUUUAAGAAUGAGAAUAGCAUGCUAUUCACCUGCUAUUCAUUUGGGGUGGAGAUCAAAUAAAUGAAGUUGUGGCGGAGGUGUGUCUACAGAUACGCCAUAUUCUGACCUUGACUUAAUUCCCUCAUAAUUCCACCACCUUUACGCGCAAAAAAACGAUGAAUAAGGUCGAGCAUCCUGUCGGUUCCAAGUGGAACAACAUCUACUUAAUUGUUUCCGAUAGAAGUAACACCACUCUACGUGCACUGUAAUUUACAAAUUGAUAAGAGCCUCCUGUAGCUCAGUUGGUAGAGCAUGGCGCUUGCAAUGCCAGGGUUGUGGGUUCGAUUCCCAUGGGGGGCCAGUACGAAAAAUUUACGCACUCACUAACUCUAAAUCGCUCUGGAUAAGAGCAUCUGCUAAAUGACUAAAAUGUAGUAAGAGCUAGGUAAAUGAGAAAGCAGCUUGGAUAAGGGAGUUGUAAACAUAGGCCUAAACGACAAAUGUUUUAAACUGAAGCAUAUCAACAUAUCACCUUUUCCACAGUGAAGUUUAUGAAAUGCUGGCCUUAUAAUUUGAAGGGAUGAAAUGUGGCGACCCAAGCUAUAGGCUUCUGUAGCAAUGCGCAAAUGACAGUAUAGCACCAAACCUACCGAGUUGGUUUAUGAUUUCUAGAAUAUUUUAAUUAUAUACCCUGACUUUUUACUGUAUUUAAAUAUAUAUUUAUCGGUAGCCACCAUCAGUUAUAUCCACAUACAUUUAUAACUGUGACUUAAGUGUUAGUUUCCUUACAUUUUGCAUCAUUCCAUUACAUCGUUAGUUUACCUUUCUUUCCUCUGUCUCGUUUGUCUGGUUGUUCCUGAGGAUCACUAGCAAUAAUGGAUCAUAUUAGGCGAACAUAUUACAAGUUGUGCAAUAAUUUGGGACUUGCAGCCUAUUUGAAUCAUUAUGGAACGCAUACAUAGCCGUUUAAACCUGGAGCCUGGCGCACGGUUUAAGACGACUGGACCGUUGUCAUCACAGUUCUAUGAUUAGUGAGGAUUAUUAGGGUAGAUUUAUAAGACUGCUGUUUAACCCCUAUUGUACACUUUUCUCAACUUCUGAUAUUUCACGGAUUGAACAAUUGAAUUUGGCAACUUUCAGGAUGAAUCAAACUACUGUAUUUUUGAUUCACCAAUAUGUCUAGCACAUAAAGGCUCUACAAAACCAUUUUUUAAAUUAUAAUUCAUAAUUGCUUUCCUAACCCUAAAUAAUAUACAAGAUCAGAGUAUUUUUAAAUCUACUAAUUGGUGCUGAAAAGGAGAUGUGUAUUUGCAUGGCUUUCUUUCAUUGAUCCCUAAUAUUCUGCAAGUUCUCUCCAUAUAUUCUAAUUAAAGGUACAGUACCAGUCAAAGGUUUGGACACACCUACUCAUGUCAGGGUUUUUCUUUAUUUGUACUAUUUGCUCAUUGUAGAAUAAUAGUGAAGACAUCAAAACUAUGAAAUAACACAUAUGGAAUCAUGUAGUAAACCAAAAAAGUGCUAAACAAAUCAAAAUAUAUUUUAUAUUUGAGAUUCUUCGAAUAGCCACCCUUUGCCUUGAUGACAGCUUUGCACAAUCUUGGCAUUCUCUCAACCAGCUUCACCUGGAAUGAUUUUCCAACAGUCUUGAAGGAGUUCCCACAUAUGCUGAGCACUUGUUGGCUGCUUUUCCUUCACUCUGCAGUCCGACUCAUCACAAACCAUCUCAAUUGGGUUGAGGUCGGGGGAUUGUGGAGGCAAGGUCAUCUGAUGCAGCACUCCAUCGCUCCCCUUCUUGGUAAAAUAGCCCUUACACAGCCUGGAGGUGUGUUGGGUCAUAAACCCCUGUGUAGCUCAGUUGGUAGAGCAUGGUGUUUGCAAUGCCAGGGUUGUGGGUUCAGUUCCCACGGGGGGCCAGUAUGUAUACCCCACCCCCCCCCCCCCCAAAAAAAGCCACAGUGGUUGGAAACAAACAUCUCCAAUCUGGACUCCAGACCAAAGGACAAAUUUCCACCGAUCUAAUGUCCAUUGCUUGUGUUUCUUGGCUCAAGCAAGUCUCUUCUUAUUAUUGGUAUCCUUUAGUAGUGGUUUCUUUGCAGCAGUUCGACCAUGAAGGCCUGAUUCACUCUGUCUCCUCUGAACAGUUGAUGUUGAGAUGUGUCUGUUACUUGAACUCUGUGAAGCAUUUAUUUUGGCUGGAAUUUCUGAGGCUGGUAACUCUAAUGAACUUAUCCUCUGCAGCAGAGGUAACUCUGGGUCUUCCAUUCCUGUGGCGGUCCUCAUGCGAGCUAGUUUCAUCAAAGCGCUUGAUGGUUUUUGCGACUGCACUUGAAGAAACUUUCAAAGUUCUUGAAAUUUUCCAGAUUGACUGACCUUCAUGUCUUAAAGUAAUGAUGGACUGUUGUUUCUCUUUGCUUAUUUGAGCUGUUCUUUUGUAUACCCCACUACCUAGUCACAACACAACUGAUAGGCUCAAACGCAUUAAGAAGGAAAGAAAUUCCACAAAUUAACUUUUAGGAAGGCACACCUGUUAAUUGAAAUGCAUUCAAGGUGACUACCUCAUGAAGCUAGUUGAGAGAAUGCCAAGAGUGUGCAAAGCUGUCAUCAAGGCAAAGGCAAACUUUGAAGAAUCUCAAAUAUAAAAUAUAUUUUGAUUUGUUUAACACUUUUUUGGUUACUACAUGAUUCCACGUGUAUUAUUUCACACUUUAGUUUUGAUGUCUUCACUAUUAUUCAACAAUGUAGAAAAUAGUACAAAUAAAGAAAAACCCUUGAAUGAGUAGGUGUGUCCAAGCUUUUGACUGGUACUGUGUACCAAAUGUAAAGGGAAGGCUUUUGAUAAAUGUACUGAAAACCCUAUUGAAUGAAAACUCCACAAGAAGUAGGAGGGUUUUCAGCGGUUUAUUCAGUGCGCGCAAGGGAACCACGCCUGGAAAGCACAUUAUACAUAAGGUAAUUCUGAUUACCAACUACUGAGAAGUGCGUAGGAAAGGCAUGUGUAGGAGAGGCGUACGUUUCCUAAGUCUGAAUCAGGCCCUAAAUUACUGGCUAUUAGUUAUAACCUAAGGGAAGUUGCUUUGCAUGGUAUAAACUAGUAUUUCCCUUGUCAAAUAGGAGAGCAGGAUUUAACAGGAAGCCAUUUUGAACAAAGCCUGUUUGGAGAAGACGGAACUCACUCCAACCCACUGGUUAUCUUGAAUUCAAAUUGUUUGGCGUAUUCAAGAUAAGCCAACCAGUGUGUUGUAAUUUUGCAUUUUCAAAAUAUAGUUUUUUUCUCUCAGUGCACCUGGAAAUAGCCUACUAUGUGUGAAUUGCUCUUUAUUCAAUUGAACAAAAGCCAUUUUGGAAAACAACUUGAGAAGGACCCAUAGUCUUGAAUCACCCAUCGGUACUAGGUGUGGCACAGUAAAGGAACCUGGGGUGGAUAGUUCUCAACAGGACUGGAGGUUGGGGUUCUAUUUGAAUAAGUACAAUAUUUUAUGUACUCAACUGACUGAUCUGGUAUAAUUUGUCUACAGUGUCAAUAUUGAAAUCCCAGGUGGUGUUUUGCAUGGGGGGAGAGAGAGAGAGAGAGAGAAGAGAGAGAGAGAGGAUAGAGAUAGAGAGAGAAGAGAGAGAGAGAGAGAGAGAGAGAGAUAGCAUUACGCGCAUAUCGAAAGGAGUAGAUAGAGACCGAGCGAAUCUCGAAGCGCUCUCUCGCUCCUCUCUAUCCGCUCUCUCGCUCGCUCGCGCCUCCUGCCAUCGCUCCGUAGCUCUUCCUCUCGCUCUCUCUCUCUCUCUCUCGACUCGCUCCUCGAGAUGAUCUCUCCUCCUCUCGCUCCUCUCUCUCUCUCUCUCUCUCGCUCUUCUCCCUCCUCUAUAUGAUUACAAAACCCCUCCUCCCUAUUCCGUCCACUUUUUCACAGAAACCCUAAAAGUCAGAGACGUAGAUGAGGUGAGUUCUUCAUUGUCAACAUCUACCCUGUUCAGGCUAUACUCUCCUGUCUCUCUCUAUCUCUCCUUCCAUCAGCUUCAAUCCGUCCAUACUACCAGGGCUCCAUCAGGAUGGUGUCGGCUGGGCUACAGAUGCUGGGCACGGCCCUGGCGAUCGUCGGCUGGCUGGGAAGCAUCAUCAUCUGUGCUCUGCCCAUGUGGAAGGUGACAGCCUUCAUUGGAGCCAACAUCGUCACCGCUCAGGUCAUCUGGGCAGGGUUGUGGAUGAACUGUGUGACCCAGAGCACGGGACAGAUGCAGUGUAAGGUCUACGACUCCCUCCUGGCCUUGCCCCAGGACCUGCAGGCCGCCAGGGCUCUGAUCAUAAUCGCCAUAAUCGCUGGCGUGUUCGCCAUCCUGCUGGGCAUCGCUGGCGGGAAGUGCACCAACUUCGUGGAUAACGAGACCUCCAAGGCCAAGGUUGCCAUCGCUAGCGGAAUCGUCUUCCUCAUUGCUGCCCUUCUGGUCCUGGUCCCUGUCUGCUGGUCGGCCAACACCAUCAUCCGAGACUUCUACAACCCCCUUUUGGUCGAGGCCCAGAGGAGGGAGCUGGGAGCCUCACUCUACAUCGGCUGGGGCUCCGCAGGGCUGAUGAUCCUGGGCGGGGCGCUCCUCUGCAGCUCCUGCCCCCCCCAGCGAUGA
Coregonus sp. 'balchen' is the source of this 28543-nucleotide messenger RNA. The record is from the annotation of a GenBank genome assembly. Lineage: Eukaryota; Metazoa; Chordata; Actinopteri; Salmoniformes; Salmonidae.